AUGGUCCGAACCAGGAAACAAAAAGGAACUCCACCGAAAAACAAUCCACCACCAACAUUAUCUGAAGCUCAGGUCACCAAUGACCUCGAUUCCUCGGGAUCUGAAAACUUCAUAACCUCGGACGACGACAUUGCAUCCACUCCCACAAACUCAAAAAGUAGUUACCAAGAAACCUCCAUUAACGAUACCGACACAUCAAACUCAAUUUAA
Molecule: messenger RNA, 210 nt
Organism: Macrosiphum euphorbiae (potato aphid)
Lineage: Eukaryota; Metazoa; Arthropoda; Insecta; Hemiptera; Aphididae
Source: the annotation of a GenBank genome assembly